Gracilinanus agilis (Agile Gracile Mouse Opossum) is the source of this 1341-nucleotide messenger RNA. RefSeq names its product mitochondrial genome maintenance exonuclease 1 (gene MGME1). NCBI's taxonomy places the organism in Eukaryota, Metazoa, Chordata, Mammalia, Didelphimorphia, Didelphidae. The record is from RefSeq and is a predicted model, not a curated record. Gene Ontology annotation, molecular function: single-stranded DNA exodeoxyribonuclease activity. The transcript has 4 exons. Gene Ontology annotation, biological process: mitochondrial DNA replication. Bases 1 to 1026 code for a protein of 341 amino acids. Gene Ontology annotation, cellular component: mitochondrion.
AUGCAGUCUUUAUCAAGCAUGUGUAAGAAGCUUGGAAGAUCAAGCAGGUUAUUUGUAGAACUAGCUCCUUCUAUAAGUUUCUCUACUUCAUGUUACUUUUGUAGUCAGAAGAAAAAAAAUAACUCAUAUCAAGAGGUCAACCAAAACAGAUAUUCUAAUUUAAUACAUUCUAUCGUGUCAACCAGAAUUAGUUCUCAGACACCAGAAUCAUUAUUGCAAGAAGAUGAGUUAUUAUAUGGACCUGUGAGUAAAUGUAAGACCCAAGAGCAAGGAUCAGGACCAAAAGUUGCACAAAAUACAAUCCUUCUCCUCAAUCCAGAAAAAAGAAAUGGAUCAAACACUAUAACUGACUCGAUUCCUUUGAAAAUACCUCUGCAAAAGAAUAAAAUUCCUAGUGUUACUCGAAUCCUUCAGCAGACCAUGACAGAAAAACAAAUCUUAAUCCUAGAGAGGUGGAAACAUCGAAUGAUACUGGAGCUGGGAGAAGAUGGCUUUGCAAAAUAUACUUCAGACAUCUUUUUGCAAGGGAAACACUUCCAUGAAGUAUUAGAAGCUAUGCUUUCAUCCCCAGAGCAGUUAAAAGAAUUAGAUGAAAAAACUAUUAGUUCUGGCUAUGUAGCAAGUGUCCAGCAUGUUCUAAAAGACAUCAGUGGAGUAAGAGCUCUAGAAAGUGCAGUUCAUCAUGAGACUCUUAAGUACCUGGGCCUAAUGGACUGUGUAGCUGAAUAUCGGGGUAAGCUGUGUGUGAUUGAUUGGAAGACUUCAGAGAAACCAAAACCAUUUAUCCGGAACACAUUUGACAACCCUUUACAAGUGGUAGCAUAUGUUGGAGCCAUAAACCACGAUGCCAACUAUAACUUUGAGGUUCAGUGUGGUUUAAUUGUGGUGGCUUACAAGGAUGGAUCCCCUGCUCACACACAUUUCAUGGACUCAGACCUCUGUUCUCAAUACUGGUCCAAGUGGUUACUUCGACUAGAAAAAUAUACAGAAAAAGAAAAGAACCAAACUACUGAGAACCCAAAAUAGGAUAUAGGAUACCAUACACAGCCAAUUUACCCUUUCUCACAGUUUAGGAAAAAAGAUUAGUUAAUCCUUCAGUAAGUCCAUGAUCUCAUUGAAAGAGGUACUCCCUUCGCCUCAUUCACCUUUUGCUAUCUAAUGAAAUCUAAAAGAAGCGAUGUUUAAGUGUUGAAUUUUUUUUUUAAUGUGAAUAAUGGCUACCACAUUAUGACCAGCAAAGGGAUCAUUGAUUUUUAGUUGUGAAAACAUGGACACUCCAGUGUAAAGGUUAAAAUUAAUGGUUGGAUAAUGAUUAUAUGAAAUUAUUUGGUCACCAGUAUU